CACUGGGCUGCAGAGAGCACUUUGCACCACAGAUAGCAGAAGCAAAGCCAGAGGGAGUGGGGAGAGGAGAGGAGUCAGUCGUUCCAGGGGAAGGAAGAGAGUGAGACAGGCUGGGGGAAGGAGAACAGAAAGUGUGUGUAAAACGGAGUAAAGAAGGGGGGAGUAAAAAAAAAAAAAACCUGCCCUUAAAGCACAUUUUAAAAACUCUGGCAACUCAAGAAAAGAAACAGGCUACGUAUCUGAACAUAGAGACAAUGAAAAGCUACAGAAAAUUUUGCUGUCUCUGCCACAGUCUCAUAGGUGCUUGGAAAUGAAAGUGGAACUGCCUGUCUUUAACCGACUCUGAGAGGGUAACUGGAUUAGGGACCGGUACGCCAGUAUUUUUUUUUUUUAGGUGUUUUUUUUUUUUAACAUCUUAAAUCCUGAAAAAAAAAAUGCAAGCAGCUCGGAAUUGAAUGAAUUGAUGGGCACACUCCAACUGCUGGGCUGGAGAGACUGGACUUGGUCUUGCCACUUCUGCUUCUUUGAAAGAGGAGAGAUCUUGGGCUUCCUUUUAAUUUAGUUUUUCUCCUUCUCUCCCCCCCCUCACCCUCCCUAACCUUCCCCUUUACCUCCCCCACCCCUCUAUUGCCACCCCCUUUUAAGUAAGAGAGUGAAGGGGAGCCACAGCGCACACGGGAACUGACUUGGAAGGCAAGGAAGAUGGGCAUCCUCAGCGUAGACUUGCUGAUCACAUUGCAGAUUCUGCCAGUUUUCUUCUCCAACUGCCUCUUCCUGGCGCUCUAUGACUCGGUCAUUCUCCUCAAGCACGUGGUGCUGCUCUUGAGCCGCUCCAAGUCCACUCGCGGGGAGUGGAGGCGCAUGCUGACCUCAGAGGGGAUGCGCUGCAUCUGGAAGAGCUUCCUCCUGGAUGCCUACAAACAGGUGAAAUUGGGUGAAGAUGCCCCCAAUUCCAGUGUGGUGCACGUCUCCAAUCCUGAAGGAGGCGACGACAAUGAAAAUGGUGCCCAGGAGAAGAUAAUUGCUGGAGCCGAGUGCCACCUUCUUGACUUUGCCUGCCCUGAGCGCCCACUGGUGGUCAACUUCGGCUCAGCCACUUGACCUCCUUUUACUAACCAGCUGCCAGCCUUCAGCAAACUGAUAGAGGAGUUCUCAUCAGUGGCUGACUUCCUGUUGGUCUACAUUGAUGAGGCUCAUCCUUCAGAUGGUUGGGCGGUGCCUGGGGAUUCUUCUUUGUCUUUUGAGGUGAAGAAGCACAGGAACCAGGAAGACCGAUGCGCAGCUGCCCACCGGCUUCUGGAGCGUUUCUCCUUGCCGCCCCAGUGCCGAGUUGUGGCUGACCGCAUGGACAAUAAUGCCAAUGUAGCCUAUGGGGUAGCCUUUGAACGUGUGUGUAUUGUGCAGAGACAGAAAAUUGCUUAUCUGGGAGGAAAGGGUCCCUUCUUCUACAACCUCCAAGAAGUCCGGCAUUGGCUGGAGAAGAAUUUCAACAAGAGAUGAAAUCUAGAUUAACUAGUUAAAGGUAUGAUUGUAAUGGAGCGAUAUAUAUGUGUGUGUGUAUAUAUAUAUAUAUAUAUAUAUAUAUAUAUAUAUAUAUAUAUAUAUAUAUAUAUAUAUAUAUAUGAAAGGAAGUGAAGAGCUGAAUCCACUAGUUCAGCUGAAUCUCAUUGCCUCCACUGAAUCUCAUUGCCUCACUGAAAGACAGGAAUUUACAUCUCAGAAGAACAUAAACUUCUAUCAUCUCAAUGCUUCUUUCAACACCCAAAAUAGCAUUUGGCUAAAUAGUAGCCCCAUCACUUCUCUUUCUAAAAGAAACUUCAAAGUUUUUCUGAUUGUAAAGAUCCCAAGAUGGAGAGGAAGAAGCCCUGUUUGCUACAGCUGAUGCAUGCUUUGGGACCUGAAGAAAAGACUCACCUGAAUAACUACCAUGUUAAGGAAGAAGCUACCAUUCUUGUUAGUAUAAGGGGUAUUGCCUAGGCUUUAUUCAGCAUGGAUAGAGCUCAACUAAAAAAUUCUUAAAUAUAUAUUUACAAUGGUACCUUGAACCCAGGCCAGGUGGUUAGGACCUUGGUGUUUAAAUGUUAGUUUCUAGCCAUGUAAUGCUCUAUACCAGUCUAAACAUCCCAGAGCUCACAGGUGUUUUUGUAGAUAUCAAGAAUGAUUCCUACCUGGAGGGUUAGAAUGAUCAUCUAAAACUGAGAGUUACUUUCAAGACAGGUGAGGAAAAUCAAGUUGACUAGCUAGGAAAAGGAGGCAGAAGGAUUAGGAAGCAUCAUAGAGUUUCACCUUGAGAGUAAUUUUUUAUCCACAGAAACAUGAAAAUAUACACAAGACCAGAAAAAGGAGUAGUUCAACUGAAAGUAGCAUAGAGAAUAUACGUAGGGAAUCAAUAUAUUUAUCAUAGUAUACUCCUAGAUUAAGGGAGAAAGGGGAAUUGAAAGGGAAAAACACACUCUAAUAUUUGCAUUUCUGAGGUUUGUUUUUUUUAAAUAAUUACUUUUUGAAAUGUAUUUGUGGUGCGUAUAUUUUCAGUGGGUGAAUUGCACCCACACCAUUGAGAGGUAAAACCAAUGGAUCCAGUAGUACUGAUCUGUCCCACUCCAUCUCUACAAUUGUGAUGUGGCCCUACUCAUUCUUUGUUUUAAAAUAUUUAUUGUUGAAAGUUUUGCAUAUGUCCCCCUUUUUCCCCAUUGACCAUUUCUAGCCCAGCCCCACCCCAUACCCCCUGCCUGGCCAUAUUCCUCUUGAUCUCUAUAGAAGUGUUUAAUCAAUGCUGAGCUCUUUGGCUCAAAAUAUGUAUACACAUUCAUUCUCAGAUGCUGUGGGAGGUAGGUGUCUUACCCAUUCAACUACAGCCCUGUUUUUCUUUCAAAGUAGGUGAGCUAUAAUGAAUGACCAGUACAAACAAACAUGGUUUCUUCAGUUGCAAAAUAGAGGAAGAGAAAAUUAGUUUGCGAUAAUUCCCAUCAAAGGCAAUCCUUAGUAGUAUGGAAUUUGGUAAAAUGGAAUAGCCAUUGACAUUUAAAUUUGGACUUGGAUCUUCCUUUGUUUCUAUUAGCUAAGGUCUAGUAAUCUAAGGCCUUUAUAGUACAUUAAUAUAAAGUUAUUUAUGGUAUAUAAAUCUCUUUAAAAUGAAGACAUGAUAGUUUUAUCUAUAAGUAACAUAAGUAAUAGACCUACAAAUUUUCUAUCAUAAAUUUAAGGACAUUAUUAAACACAGUAUAUGUUUUUAUUUAUAUGUAAAAUCAAAGGUUCUUAUGACCAUUCCAUUAAUAAUUGAAUCAUAAAAUAAAAUUAAUAUAAAAAGAUAUCUAAAGUUGAAAAUAACUUUCUGAACUAGUUUCCUGAAAUGAAAAAGAUGUGGGAGCUGAGUUUGCAAAAACCAGAAAUCUAUUUUUAUUUUUAGAUUGGAGUAAUAUAGUAAUCAUAUCACUGGUCAGUUUAUUGUUUAGAUAUUAAAGGGCCAUUUUAACUGACUCUUUAUACAACAACAUUUAAGCUUCUCAGUAUUUUAAAUUCUACAAAGUACACCUACAAAGAAACAAAGCAGAUUUUGACAUUGUGACACAAAUUUCUGAAAAAAUCACAUUGAAAAUGGAUUAUUUCAGAGUUAAAUAGUUAAACUCUAUAACUCAAGGCUUAUCAGUGGGCCCCAUUGAUUUUUAUCUUCAAAAUGGUGUUGAGAUUUCUGUGGCACAUAAAAGAUCAAUUGGUUGCAGCACACCCACCUUGUUUCCUUAAACUUUCCCCUUUGUUCUAUAUGUACAAUAAUGGAACAGGAUGUUAGAGAAGCUGGUAGGGGGAUGAGAUUCAGUGAAGGCAGUUAGUGCUAGUUGUCUGGGGAAAGGGUGAUAAAAAAAAAAAUCACCCAGUUGUGAUACAUUUUUAAAGAAAGAGAAAGUUGUGUGCGUGCAAUUCCUCUGGCUGAGGAUCAUCCAAUGGAGAAAUGAGGCAGUGGAAAUAGACAUACAAAGGCAUAGGCUGAAUAUCAGGGAAAAAGAUAUGUUCGAUAGAACAUAGAAGAGUCACUGGAAGAAAGACUGUUGGGGGCCAAUGGAGAAAAUGAAUUGACAAAGCUCAGGAAUCCUACAAUAUAUAGAAUGGCUUGGUGUUAUCAGAAUUAUGAUAAGUCUUUAAUUAUGUAACCUAUUUAUCUCAACAUAAACUUUUAUGAUUUUCUGUGAUGUAUCUUUUAUGAACUUAACGAGAACUCAUAGUUUGAGGUAGAGGGGAAUCGAUGCUUAGCUGACAUGCUCAGAGAAAUUAUUAGAUUGUCAAUACCCACCCCACCAAUCCUGUCUUUAUAAAGUAUGUUCCUUUGAAAAACUGUAGUUCUUAUUUUCACAAGGCAAAAUUUUUAUAUAUUUAAAAUUUUAUAUGUAAAACUUUGAGUUGUUGUUCUUAGCAACUAAGCAUCUUUUCCCCCUGUGUUUACAUGGAGCUAUCAGUUUAUCCUCUUAAACUGAAUUAGCUUGUCUGUUAUUGAAAUAGUUUCUGAGCAAUUUUAGAUAUUGUCAUAGCUUCUGGAUUCUCUCAGACAGGUAGUGUUUGAAAGACUUAUGUCUUGGAACUAUUCAAAACUUACUUUAUUUUUUUUAUUUUGUAUUUGAAAAUAUUAGUGGAAUCAACAAUGACUUUCUUAAUUGGGCAUGAAUAAAAUGCCUGCACAGUAAAGUAGACAUGUUUGAUACAGACAUUAAAAUGUAACUGACCUCCUUAGAAACAAAUUAGAACCUCUGUUCUUGCUUUGUGUAGCUAAAGUGACUGUCAUUUAACUUAUCUGACUUUUUAUAUUUAUGUUUUGUAUCUCUGGUCCUAUGUCUUCACCUUGUUUAUAGAAUGUACCCCUGAUUUUUGGUAAUAUCAACUUCUAAAUGGCAUAUUGAUUUAGUUAAAUCCUGCCACUAAUCAGGAAAUGCCUAUUCUAUGACCACGGAGAAAAGAAAAGACUGCUGCCUUUCAUUUUGCUUGAGUGUAUUUCACUAGUUGGGCUCUUGAAUAAAAAUUAAGAAAUAUGGUGAGGUCAUGCAUGAGGACUGCCUGGCUAGAUAAAAUACCAGAGAGGCAGGUGAAAGACAAUAUCUAGGCCUUUGGGGAAAUUCCCAGAUGGAUGCAAGGUAGCCUCAGCAUGUCCUAUGGACUAUGUCCAUAACGAGGAAUGUACUGUUGUACAGGACUUCCCAUUCUGUAAAUCCUAAGAGGAUCAAGUUGGGCAUUUAUUUCACCUGAACUCUGACUGAUAGUUUGAAAAAUAAGCUCAAUUAGAAUCACAUGGCCAUUGCAAAGAGAAAAAUGUGAACACCGAUGUCUGUCCUAUUGAAGAGUUAAUGAAAACUUUUUUACCAGCAUUUAGAGCUUUUCAGAACAUGCCCAAUGUCCAAUGUCAGAUCUCUCAACAGUUGAGACUAGCAAUGAGCCUUUUAAUUCUAGAAGCUUUAAAAACAAACAAAAAAUAUAUUGCCAAAAAUCAGAGCUAAAGUGUUUUUUGUUAUAUUCAAACCUCCUCCUUACUUCCUCCUUUAUUUUUAAAAUAGAAGCUAAACCCAGUCUUGAUAUGCAUUUCUAGAAUGGAGCACAAGUACCAACCUCUGCUUGGUGAUCAGCACUCUCUUGAUAGUAUCCUGAGGUUCUCUAGGAAAGAAGGGGGCAGGGCCUGGGAGAGUCAGGAAGUGGUUAGGUGGGAAGACCUUGGUGUACGUAUUUGGGAAAAUUCUAAAAGAAACUUCACACCUUUGGAGGAGGCCUGAGUGACUUUAGGAUGAGCCAAAGGGCCAUUUCCUAAUGCCUUACAUUCUGGAUAGCACCAGAAGCAAGGCCUCAGUCUUAAGAGACCCAUUUCUAUUCCACAGUGAGUCUAAACCAAGAAAGCAAACAUGUACAGAUAUCCAAACAAGACUGUUCAUGCAAGUCAGGGCUUGUUGCCUAUAUUGGGCAGCAGCACUAGCGCUCCAGAGAGUUUAUUUAAUAUUUAUUGAGGAGCCUUUGAAGACCUAAGCAAUGUUUAAUGAAGUCAUAAUUUUGGCUCAAAACUCCUCCUACCCCCCUGAAAACAUGAACAGGUAAACACAUAAAUUAAAGAAAUCCACAGAAGGUUUUGGGAAAUAAAUAAAAUUCUCCCAAGACUUCUCCAGACCAUGUCACUGGUGGGUGUGGUUUUCAUGUGUGUUAGAAUUGGAGGAUGUGGAAACAUGAGUAUCUAGUAUUAUACAACCAAAGCCAUGAUAAGAUAUUGGGUAGGGAAUGUUGGCCAGUUUUCUUUAGUUUUGCAUCACAUUAUCACCAGACUCCAUCACUAGCCCAAAUAAUCGGGCCCCCGAAGAGGGAGAUUGGGAUGUGUGGAGGCUACCAGUGUGCGAAUGAUAACUACUGACCAAAGAGUCAUUGACUCAGUUAGUGGUUGGAUGUAGUCACAUUCGUUUGCUUCUGCCCAUCUUUGUCUUCCCAGCAAGGAGAAUAUUCGGGGCAUGAUGCCAUGAGUACUGGGUAAAUGUGGUGAGAAUGCAUGUGUGUAUCUCUGCUUCUUGGUUGCAGAAACAGAAAUGCUUUGGAGACUAUCAGUAGAAAGAGUGUUAUUAUAUUGGUGCUGAGUGGUAUGUGUGCUUCUACAAUUUGUCCUUGUAUUUUAAUAAACUUUGAAUAAAAGAAUAAAGUUA
Molecule: messenger RNA, 6653 nt
Organism: Myotis myotis
Lineage: Eukaryota; Metazoa; Chordata; Mammalia; Chiroptera; Vespertilionidae
Gene: DIO2
Product: iodothyronine deiodinase 2
Exons: 2
Molecular function (GO): thyroxine 5'-deiodinase activity
Source: RefSeq, a predicted model, not a curated record